GCUAACUUCACUUCAUAGAUGUUCGAUUUCUUUCAACUACGUCGAGGCUUUGUGCAUAUUUGGGAUUUCGCUAUUCGAUACAGACAUGGCUUUGAGCGUGGCACUACCUUUAGCUGGAUUGGAGACGGAAAAUUUCUAUUCAUUCAGCUCGUUCGGGCACAUAAUCGACAUAGCGGGUUUGUCUCAAUCGCAGACUAGCCCGAGUCCGUCUGUCUCCAGCGAAUCCAGUGGUAUCGGUUCGCUGGGCUCUCUCAAGUCUGAGUCGGUGAACAGCGACUCCCUGCCCUCGAGCCCUCAGACUACUGAAAAGAAGAUAUUCGAGCCCGUCGCGCAGCCUCAGCCUCGACCAAAAGAGAAAGAAAUUGAGGAGAUCAAAAUCAGUUAUGGAGGCCGAGACAUCCUGAACUUGAUGCCUAACCUCACGGACCCGCGGUGGAACUAUCGGGCUACGGUGCUGCCCCCUAACAACCCAGCAUUGUUCUUCGCUAACCGCUCCCAGUACCACCGCCUGGGCCCAUAUGGAACUCGCACACAGUAUGUAAACGACUCUUGCCGUCACUGCGGCUUUUCUUGGGUAGUGGCUGCCACAGAUUGACGUGUCGGUGCAGCGUAAACUGAACAAACGAGGAGUGGGUAUGACUGGGACUCAUCAGGGUGCAUAUCAACUUCUCUUUUCAAUGUCACUUAGUGGUGCUUAUCAUCUACUAGCGUUAAGCCUAUGACUCCAGUUUGAAAAUGUUUAUUUUAUCUCUAGUGACAACCUUCCGUUUUUUAUAAAAAUGGCAGGGAAUUGGGGUACCCUUGUGAUGUUUUUUGUUGUUGGUACUAAAAUGCUUAUAUGAAUUUUGUUGAACUGAAGUCAAGGCUGGGUGACAUCUUCCUAUUGAUUGUGUGAUGUAAGGCCCUGGUGUGGCCCGGUCCUACGGAUGACUGUGGAAUAUGUAUAUGGCUAUCGUCUCGCGCAUUCCUAGAGUUACAUUUUAAUCGUGACUUAAUACUGUGAUCUUAAUUUAAACAAAGACAAUUUUUGACAAUUCUUUGAAUGUUUUGCGUGACGAUGCUCAACUUUUUGUUUUUGUUUUUAACUUAUUUGUGUGAUAAAUUAAAACAUAGGUUUAAGUAAUACUAUGAAUUGAACUUGCAAUGCCAUAAGAUUUUGCACACUUGUUCCAAUUUAGCAUUUCUAGGUCCCACUAAUUAUAAAAAAAGAUAAGUAUUGAAAAAGUAAUGAUCACAUCAACUUAACAAUAAUUUUAAAGACUGUUGAAGAUUCAAAAUAAUAUAUUAUGCUACACUUAGUUCCUCUUAGAAAUGUUAAUAAUAUGUUAUCCAAAGAAUCUAUUUGUUUAAUGAGCAUAUAAUAUUAACUAUAAAUUGUUGGUUAUGCAACUUACUUUGAUAAGUAUGAAACCCUGUGGGACUGGACAUAGCCAGCCUUCUGGGUUUUGACUAAUUACUCUUAAAGCAAUAUUUAAAUUAUGGACAUAUACUUAUAUUAUUAUGAGUUACUACUUCCCACCAUUACACAUAAUAGUUAUUAUUUAAAUAUUGUUUUAUAAUAAUGUUUAGUCUAGAAGUAAUUUAGAUAUAUUCCACAGUCAUUUAUUUUUAGGGUCGUCGUUGUUACUAACCAAAAGGCUGCUUCUCGGAUGUUAUUUAAAGUAACGAUUUUGACAAGAUAGGCACGAAUUUAAAAGCCAAGCUGUAGGUUAACUUAAGGUUUAAUAUGACGAUUGUUGGAUUUACCGUCCGAGCAUAACAUAAUAAUAGUGAUGACAUAUUAUCUAGAAGAUAUGAUCUUGACACAUAUGCCCUAAUAUAUUCCUAUCUACUGAACGAGAAUAGAAAGCUCGAACAACUCAUUUCAUGUAACUAAUCACCCAUGGAUCACAGUCAAAGUGGGUUUAUCAGUGCAUAUCAUCACAAAUUAAUGCAGUGAUUAGAUAUUCUAAGGUAUUAGUAGUUGUUACAGACCGUUUUAAAACGUUUGAGUCAUUGAUACGCCCAGAUGCUGGGCUUCUAGUGAAAUUAUAGUAAGUGUGUUAACAGACUGGCAAUAUCUCUAUGUAUGUGCAUAUAUAAAUGUAAUAUUCGUGGUCUCUUAAUUUAGUCAAGAUAUUUAAUAGUGUGAGUCUCUUCAAUUACAUGUAAGUAAAACAUACUAAUUAUAAUGGAUAAUUACGAUGCUGUCCUUUUGUGCAACUUUAGUUCUGCUAUGUUGUGAUCAGCUUUAACUUGGAACUGGAGUAUUUGUACACAAUAAUGUUGACAUAUUUCCCACAAAGUUAUUUUUAUAAAAAAAAAUGUUGAUAUGAGACAAUACAGUAUGUAGUAUUCAAAAUUUAAUUUAUAUUUCUAUGGAUAUCGCUUAAUGGGUUUGGCUAAUAUUUUGGAAGGGACCAACAUCCAUAUAUUUAUUUCAUUGUUAUUCCUUUACAGUAGCCAAAUGUAUUCCCAAAUCGGCACCUUAAUCAUAAAGAUACAUUUCAUUGCAUUUUAUCAGUUGAUUUAUGUAGUUGAGUCAUCACGCAAAUUAGUCUGUUACUAUGUAAUAAUUUUCAGGGCUAUGAACACAUAUAACUUAAAAGAGUAGGAAAAAGUUGUACAAAAUUUGUAUUUAUGUAUUAUGAUUCAGUGAGUCAUGACUGAACAUAUAGCAUGGAUCUCAGAAUGCAGCUAACAGUGAUAUAUUCGUAUGCCUCUGUUCGGGGCUCCCGAGUCGCGCAGGCUCGGAGGCUCCGCGCCUAGUGUGCUAUAUACAGUCACACAUACUCACAAAAUGGUUGUUAUCAAAUUAUUAUUUAAAUCAAAUGUUGCAUUCAUAUUAUUUUUAGUUUAGCAAUGACAAAGCUGUAAUCGAAUGUAGUUCAAAGGAAAGUAUUGGAGCGAUACGCACAGUUGUGAGACUGGCUCUUGUUGUGAAUUACUCCAUACGUUAAUUUUAGUGGUGUAUUCCCGCAGCCCUACCAAACCGAGUGAGGCCGAGGUGCGAUGCAAUAAGUGCAUUCCAGUUUUGUUUUAAGUUGUCAGACGGGGGUAGUUGUUAAUGUUUGUUUAGUCCACAUGCCAAAACAUUGGUCGUUGUGCUAUUUAUUGAACGCAAUCUAAAAUAUCAAUUGAACCUUCCAUUCUAUGUGUCUUCAAAGUGAUUUUACAACCUUUUAAUCAUUUCAAUUGUAUGCAUUUUAUUUUGUUUAGUCAAAUCAUAUACACAAUAUUAUACAUAAUAAUUAUUAUUGCGUUGUAUUCUAUCUAUUGUUCAUUAAUAUUAUGACAAAUAUUUUUUUCUCAUUGAACUGUAGUCAAAUGGCAGUAUUUUUGUAUUGAAAAUUGUAUAAGGAUGAAAGGGUUUUUUGCCUAGGCCUCGCGACCGCCGCGCCGGACCCUGGAGUGGGGCCCGGCCGCAGCCCGCGGUCCGUGCCCGGUGUGUAUUACGUAUAUCUGAUAAGCAUUAUGUAGGUUUAGCGAAAUAGAUUAACUCGGAGGCAAACUCCCAAGUACCAAAUCUUAUUGGUUCAAUGUUGUUCUCGUAUUGUGGUGAUAUAGUGCGUCGCGCGCGGCGCAGAGCUCAAUAUUUUUAGUAACCCUAAAGAAAAUUAAUACCUCUUUUGAAAAGAAUAUAAUAUUUAUUAUAUAGUAUAUCCAAUCUAUUAUCACAUAUGUAUUUCCCUGUUUAUUUUGAUGUGAUAUCAUAAAUGACUGAUCUGAAUUUAGUUUUUAAGUUGGUUAUUGAAUUAUUGAUAUGCAGUGCUAUUUCGAGAGUGUAAUUAAGAUGUAAUAUUGAAAGUGCCAAUGCUCGUAAUUUAAUCUUUGUGACUGUCUGUUUAUGUAGCCGUGUAGGGCGGGCCUCGGGCCUCCCGCCCGGAGGCCUGCCACUUCAGUAUGUAAGCGAUCUUCCUCCGUAUCACAUAAGUCAACGAUGUUACUGUUAAUCAACCACGUAACGUGCACAAUCUCAGUAAUGCUUGCAAUAUUAUAUAUAACAUAUUUAAUUCCUCACUUAUAAUUUAAUCCAGCGUAAUGUUAAGAGUACAAUAUGAGAUGAUGUUAUAUCAUUCUAGUAUCAAAAUUAGCCGAAGAUGUUAAUAUUAUUAGUUAGGUAAAUUUUAACAUAGCUUCUUAUAAUUGGGAUGUUUUAGUAUUUAGUGACGUAUAAAUACAGCGUAGUGGCAAGCAAGUUGUCGUGCGUGAAGUGAAAUAAUGUUAGUGGCAAUAAUACUCUAUGUAAGUUCCCUGCCAAGAAACAGUCUGUCUGCGGCGCUGCGGCUUGCGCGGGCACUGCGAGGCCGCAUUACCCAAAGAGGCUAUGUUGACGAUUGCCUUUAGGCCUAGCGUAGGCCCACCUAAUGAUCUACCUACAUAGAGGCCUCUGUUUGCCCUAAAUGCGGCCUUAGCAGGCCCGCGCAGCCACACCCACCGCGGGUUGACCCGCGCGCAUUCACAACUGGACGAUAGACACUAGGCGUUUAUUUGUUGUAAUUAUAAUAAUAGCCGUAGGUAUUUUAUCGUACUUAAUAAUUAUUCUUGCGAUGCCUUAAUUCUGGUUGUCAAUUAGACAUGUCUCUGCCUAGAGUGUUAUCAUUGUUUUUAUUUAUUUUAGUUUUUUGCUGUUCCGGCUUCCUCCGUGAACUUCCAGUCCAGGCUGUUCUUUUUUAAUGAUUUUGAAGUCGAUUUAUUUUUACCUAAGUGUUCUUAUUAAAUGUUACCAAAAUGUUUUUAAUAAAAUAUUUUUAUAUGUA
Molecule: messenger RNA, 4739 nt
Organism: Cydia fagiglandana
Lineage: Eukaryota; Metazoa; Arthropoda; Insecta; Lepidoptera; Tortricidae
Exons: 3
Coding region: 86-595 (169 amino acids)
Source: RefSeq, a predicted model, not a curated record